UCAAAACAUUGAGAUGUUUUCAGAAGUGAGGGAGGCAAAUGGAAACACUAUCAUAUUUAAUAUAAUUUAGGAUGCAUGUAUUCAAAAUAAUGCUUUAUAAUUUUAUUUAAAACUUAAAGUACUAUGUCGUAGUAAUGAUUUUGAUUAUAUUUAAAUAAAAUAAAUUUGCUCGAAGUACCAUGACCCUAGGCAAAUCUUUUCGUGUUUAUCAUUGCACAAGCAAUGAAAAUAAUUCGUAUAGCGUCCUUUUAGAACAACGAAAUAAAAAUGAAGCCUUGUUAUUUGAAGCCGGAUAUAUCAAACGUCUCAAUUUGGCAGCUACUGAAGCAUGCAAGAAAAUUUUUACUAGACUUCCAGAUGCUUAUGGGUGUUUAGGAAUUCUGCAACUGACUCAGGGUGAAGCAUUUGUUCAGUAUUUAUUAUUAGUGAACAGCUGUUUAUCUGCUGGAAAAGUUUUAAACAGUGAAAUAUUCAGGAUAACUGAAACAAAUUUUAUUUCUCUGCGCAACAAUCCACAAGAUAUUGAGAGGAUUCAAGAGGUUCGUAAAGUGCUAAAUUCUGGUACUUUCUACUUUUCAUGGUCAUCUAGUGGUGUGCCAUUAGACUUGACAUUAUGUGAACAGCGAUCUCAGUUUGGUGCCGAGUCAGACAACCGAUUUUUUUGGAAUAAAACCAUGCAUAUCAGCUUUAUUAGAAACGAUAUUGAUUGCCAGGAUUGGUUACUUAAAGUAAUUUGCGGUGGAAUUGAGAUUCGCACAAUAUAUGUUGGUCAUUUGCAAGCUCGUGGUUGUAUAAUUUCAAGACUAAGCUCAGAACGAGCUGGUACUCGAUUUAAUGUUAGAGGUACGAAUGAUGAAGGUUGUGUUGCAAAUUUUGUGGAGACAGAACAAGUUAUUUACUUAGAAAAUAAAGUUUGUUCCUAUGUACAAAUACGAGGAUCAGUUCCUCUCUUCUGGGAACAACCUGGACUACAAGUUGGUUCUCAUAAAGUGAAAUUAUCCAGAGGACCAGAAGCAUCAGCACCUUCUUAUGAUAGACACUUGACUCAAAUUGUGAAACGCUAUGGGGAUCAAGUUUUAAUUAAUCUGCUGGGAAGUAAAGAAGGAGAAGCUAUGUUGAGCAAAAUGUUUCAGAAUCAUCACAAAGUGUCAAGAUAUAGCAAAAGCAUUCCAUAUAUAGCCUUUGAUUAUCAUGCACAGUGUCGUGGUGGUAAGCAAGAAAACAUAGAUAUUUUGAAAAGAAAAAUUGCUUCCAAUUUGGAAAAUUUUGGAUUCUUCUAUAAAGAUCCAGAUGGAGUACACAAAUGCCAAAAAGGAACAUUCCGUACCAAUUGUUUGGAUUGCUUAGAUAGAACAAACAAUGUUCAGACUUUCAUUGGAUUAGAAGUUUUGAAGCAGCAGUUGAAAGCCCUGGGUAUAUCUGAUCAACCUCAAAUCAUUUCAAGGUUUAAUGAAGUGUUUAAACAAAUGUGGAUACAAAAUGGUGAUCAAGUUAGCAAAAUGUAUGCUGGUACUGGUGCUCUGGAGGGCAAGUCAAAGUUAAAGGAUGGAUCUCGCUCUGUUGUGAGGACAAUACAGAAUAAUCUUCUGGAUAGUAGUAAACAGGAAGCUAUUGACAUCUUGUUGCUAGGAGAUGUUCUGUAUAAUGAAAUUGCUGAAAGAGCAAGAUGUGCUCUUCCUCCUAGUAUGUUAAGCCUUCCACCUGGAUUUUUAGAAACGUUUCUGAAACGCAAGUCAGAAUUCACUAAUACAUCAAAAAUUACGGUUGGUGUAGCUACAUGGAAUGUUAAUGGUGGAAAGCAUUUUAAUAGUAUAGUCUUUAAGCAUCAGUCCAUGACUGAAUGGCUAUUAGAUUGCCCAAAACUGUCAAAAAGCAAAGAUUUGAUUCAGACUGAAGAGGAAAACAGAGUAGUUGACAUUUAUGCUAUUGGAUUUGAAGAAAUAGUCGAUCUUAAUGCUAGUAAUAUUGUGUCUGCCAGCUCACAAAAUCAAAAAGAGUGGAUGGUGGAGCUUCAGAAAACUAUUUCUCGUGAUCAUAAAUAUAUUUAUAUUACUUCCACACAGUUAGUUGGUGUUUGUCUUUUUCUGUUUGCUUUGCCCAAGCAUGCACCUUAUAUUAGUGAUGUAGCUAUUGAUGCUGUAAAAACUGGUUUUGGUGGAGCAACUGGUAAUAAAGGAGCUGUAGCCAUUAGAAUGGCAUUAUAUAAUACUUCAAUGUGCUUUGUAUGUGCACACUUUGCUGCCGGACAAUCUCAAGUGUUAGAGCGCAAUGCAGAUUACCAGGAAAUAUCAAAGAGGCUUAGUUUCCCAUUGGGUCGCACUCUUGAUUCUCAUGAUUAUGUAUUCUGGUGUGGUGAUUUUAACUACAGAAUCGAUUUAACGAAUGACGAGGUUAAGAAAUUAGUGAAGGCAGAAAACUGGGCAGCUUUACUUGCUGCAGAUCAGUUACUGAAUUCACAACAGUCUGGUCAAGCAUUUAAGGAUUUUAUUGAAGCCCCAAUAAACUUUGCACCAACUUACAAGUAUGAUAUAUUUUCUGAUGAUUAUGAUACAAGUGAGAAAAAUAGAAUUCCCUCUUGGACUGAUAGAGUGCUCUUCAAACGAAAGAAAUAUCCUUAUGAUGAAUCGGAAUCACCUGGAAAAAUUGUAUUUUAUGGUAGAGCAGAAUUAAAAACCUCUGAUCACAGACCAGUUAUAGCCUAUAUUGAUGUUGAAGUUUUGCAUGUUGAUGGUCCUAAACGAUUGGAAGUUUUUCAAAAUCUUGUAGCAUCGGGUCCACCCGACGGUACGAUUGUUGUUCAAAUUCAAAGCGAGGACACUAAUUUAGAAGAAAAUUUGAGAAAUAGGAUAGUUAGUAAAUUAUGUAAAGGGAAAAUUGUUCAAACCAGAGUUGUCUAUGGGGACAUAUAUGUGACAUUUACAGAAGGAAAAACUGCCUUAGAAGCCUUGGAAUAUAACAAUUUGGAAGUUGAAGGGUGUGUCUUAAAAGUACAAUUGAAAAUGCCAGAUUGGAGUACUAAUAUUUGUAAAACUCUGAAACUUUGCCAAAACAAUACUACUCCUCUCACCUCAAGUUACUCUAAAUCAAAUUAUGCAGAUUCCCCCUUUAGUGAGUUAGGUUGUAGUGGUGAUGCAUCACCAACUCAUCAUGAUGCUGUUUCAGAAUUAAGUAAAGAAGUUCAAAAGUGCUUAGAGGACAAAACCUAUUGGCAUGGUGCUCUGGAAGGUUACGUCGAUUCUGAUAAUGACUCUGCUAAAUCCCAGCCAUCAUCAGGGCGAAGUUCUCCUAUUCAUGACAGCAGUGAAGCACAGAAAUAUGGCUCCGCUGCAAAAUUACCUCCCAGACCACCUCCUCCUGUUAAAUCAGCUCCCCCUCCAAAACGACCUCCACCUCCACAGAAAUUGUCACAACAAACAAAACCUGCUGAAGAGAAUUCAUCCAAAGUUCAGCAUCCCACAUCUGUUUGUGAAGAAAAGCCUGAAAAAUCGGUGGAAAUUAAAGAAACUUCUUGUGUUGAACAGAAUGCUAACUAUGUGUCACAUCCACCUCCAUCUACUCCACCACCUCCUCCUCCACCUAAUUUGGAUAAACAUACAUCUAGCCGGAGCAGUCCUGCAAAAUCUGAAGUUUCAAAACCUGUUGUUAAUGCAGCAGUUCCACCACCUAUACCUUCAAGACCUAGUCUUUCAACUGGAAAUAAGGCCCCUCCUCCUCUGCCAGCUCGUCCACAAUCAAAUUUGCCCCCAGUAUCACCCAGAAAAACAUUGCAGUAGUUAAAAUAGCUGUUGUUAUUUAUUCACUCAGUUAUAAUUUAUUAUUUAAGGACAUUCCUGUUUGCUGUUAUUUUUUAUAACAGUUUCUGAAACUUUAUUUUUGUUAUGAACUAUAAAUUAUAUUUAAUGAAAAGAAAAUUAUGAAAUGUUCUGAAUAUUUUUAUUAUUUAUUACAAACUAUGAUUAUUAAUAUUUUCAAAACUUUUUUGAAGAGUGUUACAUUUAUUAUUAGUUAUCUAAUAACUCUAAUUUUUAUUUGUGUGAAAUUAAUUUUUAAUUUUAUUUUUUUAAUUAUAUGUGUUCCUUUAAUUUUACUCUUAUUUGCUUUUCCUAACUGCUAUUGAAGUCUGGAUUUCUUCACCUCACCUUUUAUAUUUUUAUUAGACUUUUUUAUAACUCCUGUCCAUUAAUUAUUUCAAACGUUUUUGAUUUACAAACAGUUGGGCUUAUAGCCAAACCAUACUCACUGACACCUGCAGUCUUAUUCAUUAAGAAUUGAAGAUCAAAAAUGCAUAUAUAUGAUUUCAACUUUAGAAAGUUUUCAGAGAUUUUUAUUCUUCAUACGGCUCUUCUAAAUUUUAGUACGGAGUUUCUGCUCAUAGUUAAUACUUAGUGUUCAAAAGUAUAUUUUAAAUUAUUUAUAAUUAUAUUUUUUAAUUCAAAGGGAAAAAUACUUUUAUAUUUUAAAGUGCAGUUUUUAGAAAUAUAUUAUUAUAAUGAAAUUAAUAUAUUGAAAUAUAAAUUAAUUAUAUUGAAAAGCAAAAUAAGCUGCAACACUUGCCUUCAAUAUGUUAGAGUAUACUUUGAUCUCUCACUUUUUUUGUGUGUACCUUUUUGUUUUUUACUCCUGUUCUCUGUAUUGAUUUAUAAACAUGCCUUAGAAGACAAUAUUAAACUUGGUGUAACUGCAAUGGUACUUUGCUUUAAAUUAUUAUAAUACUUGUUCAUUAUUUUCUAUAAAAACGUUCUUUAAAAUAAACUGCAAAUUAAAGUCUUAGCCCGCUGUGGUAUAUGUAAAUUAAUAGACAUUCAAUUUUAGGAAAUAAAUUUAUUCAGUAUCAAAAUGUUUUGCAGGAUAAAUUUGCAGCUUUAAGAAAAUUGUUGUGUACAUAUCAAAUUUUCCUAGUCUACCUUAUUGUAUAUUAAUUUAUGUUUGUAAAUAUUAGAUUUGUUUGAUAAUUUUUUAUUUUAAUACUUUAAUAAGCUUAUCCUUUUUUUAUAUAUAUAAUACUUUAUAAAGCUUAUUUUUAGAGGUGUUUUUGAGUCAUAUUAAGUGAUAGGCGAUUUUUUUUUUGUUAGAUAUUAAUGUUAUGGCUGUAAUUUGAGCUUUGAUAUGAUUCCUACUUAAAAAUUCUUGUUCUUGUCUGGACAAAAUUGUGAACCACAUCUGACUUUUACUAAUUAAAUAGGGAAAAAAUAUUGUACACUAAAGAAUGAUGUUGUGAUAGAUUGGAUGUAAGAUUUAUAUACAUAUAUUUAUUUUGUAAUUACCAUCCUUUGUGUAGUAAAUUGAACCAAAGUUUUUUUUUAUUAGAAUGUACAAGAUGAGAGCAAAAUUCAUUCCAAAGUAUGUUAGAAGUGCUGUGUUAAAUUAAUUAUAGUAGCUAUGAGUAAAUGUUGAAAUAAAAUUAGAUUUGAAUGUUAUUGGAGUUUUCCACCUUUAUUGCAAUACAUUCCAUUUAUUUAUUUUUAUCUAUGCAAAAGCUUAUAUUGAUGUCUGUAGAAAUGAUGAAAAUUGUGCUAAUAUUAGUGAUUCCAAAUAUAUAUUGUUUUAAGAAAUGAGAUAUUAAGCUUUUUUCUUUUGUUUGUUUGUUUCUAGUAUUUCAAUAUAUUUUUAGAACAGUAAUGUUGUACUGCUCUUUAGGAUGGCAUGAAAUAUUAGACUUAGUAGAAUAAAAACAAUCUAUAUUUAUUUACUCACUGAUUUUGAACAUAUUGUUUCCAGUUAACUAUUUAAAACUUUCAAGUCUACCCUAAUUAGGAUGAUUAUCCAAUACAAAAAAAAAUGAGCAUAGUUUAUUUUCAAGUUAUUUAUUUUGAUUUCAUGUAGAAAUUAUGGUUAAAAAAGUCAGAAAAUUUAUGUGGCAUUUAAGCCCAUUGUAUUAAGGAUAUUCUUUCUAUCCAACAUCUGAGGCCGAUUAUAAAUCUCAUCUGUUUCUAGUGUAUUAUUAUUUUAGCAGUGGAGUAAACGGAAAAGUUUUGUAAAAAAAAUUCUUAAUGGUUUUAUUCAUUGUCCAAUGACAAAUUAUAUUCACAGAAACUACUCUGUUUCUAUCCAUCAAUACAACUUCAUUGUAACAUUUCUACUUUUUGUGAACCUUUAUCAUAAUAUAGUUGGAAAUUGAGAAAUUACCUUUGAAAA
Molecule: messenger RNA, 6135 nt
Organism: Argiope bruennichi
Lineage: Eukaryota; Metazoa; Arthropoda; Arachnida; Araneae; Araneidae
Gene: Synj
Product: synaptojanin-1-like
Exons: 23
Coding region: 180-3773 (1197 amino acids)
Biological process (GO): phosphatidylinositol dephosphorylation; synaptic vesicle endocytosis
Molecular function (GO): phosphatidylinositol-4,5-bisphosphate 5-phosphatase activity
Source: RefSeq, a predicted model, not a curated record